AUGACAUCCGACUUACAUGAACGCUCUUCUGAUGAAGAGGAUACUCCGCUUGCGCAGUCGGGUAAAAGAAGAAGAGCCGCCCAAGUCACAAUAGAUGAAGAAUACGAUACGGAAGAUGGAGAAUACAACAGUGAUAUUGCAUUAUCACAGGUUUCUGAGAAUUUGAAUGGUAAGACAACACCUGAAGUGGAAGAGCCACCAAAGAGAGUUAGAAGGAAAGUGAAGAACGAGACGCCAAAGAAAAAGACAACAAGGAAACUGAAAAAAAUUAAAGUUGAGAGCUCACCAAAGAAGCUGACAACUCCUAAAUCGGAAGAGGACAAGAGUGUAAAGGAAGAGGAGGACGAGCAGGAAGAUGACGGCGGUUACAAAUGGUGGGAAGCGGAAAAGGAGGAUGAUACUAUAAAAUGGACUACUUUAAAGCAUAACGGCGUGAUCUUUCCACCUGCUUAUGAGCCUUUACCUUCGCAUGUCAAGUUAUACUACGAUGGCAAACCUGUGGAUUUACCACCUAAGGCGGAGGAAGUUGCAGGUUUUUAUGCUGCAUUGUUACAAUCUGAUCAUACAAAGAAUCCAGUGUUCCAAAGGAACUUUUUCGAUGACUUCCUUGAAGUUUUGAAGGAAUGUGGAGGUACGCUUAACGGUAUCGAAAUCAAGGUUUUCAGUAAAUGUGAUUUUAACAAAAUGUUCGAGUAUUAUGAAUUGCAAAAAGAGCAAAGAAAACAGUUGAGCUCUCAGGAGAAAAAACAAUUGCGUCUUGAGAAGGAGAAAUUAGAGGAACCUUAUAAAUUUUGCGAACUGGAUGGCAGAAAAGAACAAGUUGGUAAUUUCAGAAUAGAACCUCCGGGACUAUUUAGAGGUCGUGGUGCUCACCCAAAGACUGGCAAAUUGAAAAGAAGAGUUUAUCCCGAAGAUGUUGUUUUGAACUUGGAUAAUGAAGCUCCAAUUCCGCCACUACCAGAAGGGCAAAAUUGGGGAGAAAUUAGACAUGAUAACACGGUGCAAUGGUUGGCUAUGUGGAGAGAGAACAUCUCUAACUCUUUCAAAUACGUUCGUUUCGCUGCCAACUCGUCUCUGAAUGGGUUGAGUGAUUUCAAGAAGUUCGAGAAAGCCAGGCAACUCAAAGAUCAUAUUGACCCUAUUAGAAAGGAUUAUACUAAGAACUUGAAGAGUAAGAUUAUGCUUGAACGUCAAAAAUCUGUGGCCAUAUAUCUGAUAGACGUUUUUGCGCUCAGAGCUGGUGGAGAAAAAUCCGAAGAUGAAGCAGAUACUGUAGGUUGUUGCUCUCUGAGGUAUGAACAUGUCACUUUAAAGCCGCCUACUACUGUCAUUUUCGACUUCUUGGGUAAGGACUCUAUUCGAUUUUAUCAGGAAGUCGAAGUCGAUAAGCAAGUAUUUAAGAAUUUGGCCAUCUUCAAGAGACCUCCAAAGCAACCUGGUCACCAACUAUUCGACCGUCUAGAUCCCAGUAUCCUGAAUAAGCAUCUACAGCACUACAUGCCAGGCUUAACGGCCAAGGUAUUCCGUACUUACAACGCUUCCAAAACAAUGCAGGAUCAAUUGGAUUUGAUACCGAACGAAGGUACUGUCGCGGAAAAAUUGCUGAAAUACAAUGCUGCUAACAGAACCGUUGCCAUCUUAUGUAACCAUCAAAGGUCCGUUACCAAGACACAUGCACAAUCGGUACAAAAAGCUAGUGACAAGAUUCGAGAACUUGAGUGGCAGAAGAUCAGAUUAAAGAAAGCUAUCUUACAAUUGGACAAGAAACAGAUGAAGGAAAGGCCCAAAUUUUUCGAAGAGGUAGAAGACAUCACAAAGGAGGACGAAAUGGCCAUUCACAAACGGAUCAUCGAGAGAGAAGUCGAAAAAUGUCACAAGAAGUUUGCUCGCGACAAUGAUAAGAGAAAGUUCGAAAACAUGGAGCUAUUGAAAGAGUCGGACCUCAAGGAGUGGCUUGAUAAAGUUGAAGAACAAAGGCUCAACUUCGAACAAGAGCUUAAGACCGGCGUCGUGGAGUUAAAGAUGGCUUCUACAGUGGAGAAACUAGACAAGCAGAUCGAGAAAUUAGACCAAAGAAUUCAAAAUAGCGCCAUACAGCUCCGGGACAAGGAAGAAAACUCACAGGUCUCCCUUGGUACUUCCAAGAUCAAUUAUAUUGAUCCACGUCUUUCGGUGGUUUUUUGUAAGAAGUAUGGCGUGCCCAUAGAGAAAAUCUUCACCAAGUCGCUAAGAGAAAAAUUUAAAUGGGCUGUCGAAUCCGUUGACGAGAACUGGAGGUUCUGA
Messenger RNA from Torulaspora delbrueckii, 2283 nucleotides. It is a transcript of the gene TOP1, whose product is annotated as DNA topoisomerase 1. Gene Ontology annotation, biological process: DNA replication; chromosome segregation; DNA topological change. Gene Ontology annotation, cellular component: nucleolus; chromosome. Bases 1 to 2283 code for a protein of 760 amino acids. Lineage: Eukaryota; Fungi; Ascomycota; Saccharomycetes; Saccharomycetales; Saccharomycetaceae. Gene Ontology annotation, molecular function: DNA binding; DNA topoisomerase type I (single strand cut, ATP-independent) activity. The record is from RefSeq and is a predicted model, not a curated record. The transcript has a single exon.